UGGCCCGUUAGAGGCUGCUCGGUCCGGGGAACGCGAGCGACCGUCCGGGGCCAUGAGGCAGCUCGCCGCCGGCUCCCUUCUCUCACUCCUGAGGGUGCUGCUCUUGCCUCUGGCACCGACCCCAGCCCAGGAUGCCAUUUCGACCUCCACUCCGGGCAGCCCCCUCUCUGCCACCGAGUAUGAGCGCUUCUUCGCACUGCUGACCCCAACCUGGAAGGCAGAGACCACCUGCCGGCUCCGCGCAACCCACGGCUGCCGGAACCCCACCCUCGUCCAGCUGGACCAGUAUGAAAACCACGGCCUAGUGCCGGAUGGCGCUGUCUGCUCUGACCUCCCUUAUGCCUCCUGGUUUGAGUCCUUUUGCCAGUUCACUCAGUACCGUUGCUCCAACCACGUCUACUACGCCAAGAGGGUCCGGUGCUCCCAGCCAGUCUCAAUCCUCUCACCGAACACUCUCAAGGAGGUGGACACUCCCUCUGAAGUGCCGCUCACCACCACGAUGACCUCCCCCAUGUCCUCCCACAUCACAGCCACAGAGCGACAGGUCUUGCAGCCCUGGCCCGAAAGGCUUAACAGCAAUGUGGAGGAGCUGCUACAAUCCUCCUUGUCCCUGGGCGGCCAGGAUCAAGGGCAGGAGCAUAAGCAGGAGGAAGGGCAGGAGCAAGAGGAGCAGGAGGAAGAGCAGGAGGAGGAGGGGAAGCAGGAGGAAGGACAGGGCACGGCGCAGGCGCUGGAGGCCAUGUCUGCGCUGCAGGCGGACCCAGCGCCCAAGUUCCAGGCUGAAUUUGUCUCCUCCAACCCUUUCUCCUUCACUCCCCGGGUGCGGGAAGUGGAGUCCACCCCCACGCGGAUGGAGAAUAUCCAGGAGCUCAUCCGGUCCGCGCAGGAAAUGGAUGAAAUGAGUGAUACAUAUGAGGAGGAGAACAUCUGGAAAGCCCAAAGCCCCGGAAGCCUCCUGCAGCUGCCCCACGUGGAGGCCUUGCUGGCACUGUGCUACUCAAUUGUGGAGAACACCUGUGUCAUAACCCCUACAGCCAAGGCCUGGCAGCACUUGGAGAAUGAGAUCCUUGGUUUCGGGAAGUCGGUCUGUGACAGCCUUGGGCGGCGACACAUAGCUACGUGUACCCUCUGUGACUUCUGUUCCCUGAAGCUGGAGCAGUGCCACUCUGAGGCCAACCUUCAGCGGCAGCAGUGUGACAACUCCCACAAGACGCCCUUUGUCAGCCCCCUGCUCGCGUCCCAGAGCAUGUCCAUCGGCACCCAGAUAGGGACCCUAAAAUCGGGCCGCUUUUACGGGCUGGAUUUGUACGGCGGGCUGCGCAUGGACUUCUGGUGUGCCCGGCUGGCCACCAAGGGCUGCGAAGACAAUCGCGUCGCCAGCUGGCUCCAGACUGAGUUCCUCAGCUUCCAGGAUGGGGACUUCCCUACCAAGAUUUGUGACACGGAAUAUGUGCAGUACCCGAACUACUGUGCCUUCAAAAGCCAGCAGUGUAUGAUGAGAAACCAGAACCAGAAGGUGUCCCGUAUGAGAUGUCUGCAGAAUGAGACGUACACCAUCCUGAGCCAGGCCAAGAGCGAGGACCUCGUGCUUCGAUGGAGCCAGGAGUUUAGCACCUUGACUCUCAGCCAAGCUGGAUGAGCUGGACUCUGUCCUCUCCCCACCCCAGCCCCUCCUCCCCACACCCUCCAUUGCUUUCAGACCCCAGGUUGUCUCUUACUUGGCCCCGACUCACGUUUCCCUUGGGUUGGGGCAGCCGUCUCCAAGAGGUCCA
This is a messenger RNA of Hippopotamus amphibius kiboko, 1772 nucleotides long. RefSeq names its product acrosin binding protein (gene ACRBP). The transcript has 10 exons. Gene Ontology annotation, cellular component: nucleus; acrosomal vesicle. The coding region runs from base 53 to 1639 and encodes 528 amino acids. NCBI's taxonomy places the organism in Eukaryota, Metazoa, Chordata, Mammalia, Artiodactyla, Hippopotamidae. The record is from RefSeq and is a predicted model, not a curated record.